AUGUCUAUUAUUGUAGUUAACAGUGAAGCAAAUACCAGACGAAUAGCAAUGGUGGAGAGCUGUUUUGGAAGUUCUGGACAGCCUUUGGGAGUUCCUGGUAGAGUCCUUGUUGGUGAAGGAGUAUUGACGAAAAUGUGCAGAAAAAAACCAAAAACAAGACAGUUUUUUUUAUUCAAUGAUAUUCUGGUUUAUGGAAAUAUCAUCAUCAAUAAGAAGAAAUACAAUAAACAACAUAUCAUUCCCUUAGAAGAAGUCAAAUUAGAAAGUUUAGAAGAUGACAAUCAGUACAAAAAUGGCUGGUUGAUAAAAACUGCUUCAAAGUCUUUUGCUGUCUAUGCAGCAACUGCAGUUGAAAAGGGGGAAUGGAUGGCUCAUAUAAAUAAAUGUAUUGAUGAUUUACUCAGGAAAAGUGGCAAAAAAGCAGUAGCAGAACAUGCAGCAGUUUGGGUCCCAGAUGGUGAAGCACCUGUGUGUAUGCAUUGCAAGAAAUCCCAAUUUACACUGUUGAACAGAAGGCAUCACUGCCGUAAAUGUGGGGCAGUAGUAUGUGGCCCUUGCUCAAGUAAAAGAUUUUUGUUACCAAACCAGAGUUCCAAGCCUCUGAGAGUUUGUAUACACUGUUAUGAAACUCUGACACAGGCUAUCAACAAGAAUCACAACUCUCAUGAUGUGGCACAUAGAGGUGUGAAUGCAGAUUCUUCAGGAGAAGAAGAUUCUGAUGAUGAAGAAGAGAUCAAUAAGGGACAACCUGAAUCCCAUGAUCUGGUAAGUGUAUUCAGACCUCAAUUCAAAGGUUCACAAUAUUCAAUGCUUAGGAAUGAUAAUACCAAUGCCUAA
Molecule: messenger RNA, 837 nt
Organism: Phaedon cochleariae (mustard beetle)
Lineage: Eukaryota; Metazoa; Arthropoda; Insecta; Coleoptera; Chrysomelidae
Source: the annotation of a GenBank genome assembly